AUGGCAACUGUUCUUUUCUCUCUUAUUCCUUCCCUUUUUUCGCUCUUCACCAUCUUCUACUUAAUAUCCGAUAACAGUUUUGUGCCUCCGACGAACAUUGGAUUUGACUCCGAGUAUGAUUACAUCAUUGUGGGUGGCGGUUCUGCCGGCGCCGUUAUUGCCAAUCGUCUGUCCGAAGACCCUAACAUCAAGGUCCUCCUUCUGGAAGCAGGUGGUAUUCCGAAGUUGAAAAGUGAAGUGCCCAUCUUGGCUGCUCAAUUGCAGAUGACCAGGAACGAUUGGAAGUACAAAACCGUACCCCAAAAAUACUCUUGUUUUGGCCUCAUUAACAGAGAACUACCCAUACCACGAGGGAAAGUUCUUGGCGGAUCCAGCGUACUGAAUUACAUGCUGUACAUCAGGGGCAAUCGCAGGGACUACAACAAGUGGGCUGACAAUGGAGCGUACGGGUGGAGCUGGGAUCAAGUGUUUCCGUAUUUCCUCAAGUCGGAGGACAAUAGGGAUCCAGAUAAAGUAAUCAAUGGUUACCAUGGCACUAAUGGUUAUUUGACUGUAUCAACUCCACCAUUUUCAACUCCUUUGGGUUAUGCUUUUGAGAAGGCCGCUAAAUACUUGGGGUACCCGAAAGUCGAUCUCAACGGUCCACGACAAACAGGUGCUUCCAUUCCUCAAGGAACAAUUCGAAGAGGAGCUCGAUGUAGCACGGCAAAGGCUUUUCUAUCUUCUGCUAGCAGUAGAAAAAAUUUAGACAUCCUUCUGAAAGCAUUUGUCACUAAGAUUAUAAUUGACAAAUACCGUAUUGCUCGUGGUGUUCUGUUCGACCGACUGGGACGCUCUUACAAAGUAACAGCCAGAAGAGAAGUCAUUGUUUCAGCGGGAACCAUUAAUUCUGCUCAGUUACUCAUGCUAUCGGGUAUUGGACCAAGAAAACAACUAAGCAGAUAUGGAAUACCGGUAGUGGCCGAUCUUCCUGUCGGAGAAAAUUUGCAAGAUCAUGUCGGAUCUGCUGGUAUUCAUUUUGUAAUGGAUGCGCCAGUUUCUUUGUUGCCAAAUCGAAUUUUGAAUGUUCGGAACUUUCUGGAUUUCAUCACCUCAGGGAAAGGUCCUAUGUCUAUUUUGGGUGGCUGCGAAGGCAUAGCGUUCGUCAACACCCCCCAUGCAAACAAAUCGGAGGACUGGCCUGACAUAGAAAUCCAUUUCAUCUCCAGUUCUCCUUCAUCGGACGAAGGCCAGUCAAUCAGGAAAGUCAUGGGUCUCAACGAUCAAGUAUUUAAUGCAGUGUAUGUGCCAUAUAUAGGAAGAGACUCCUUCACUAUGUACCCUGUGCUGUUACGACCAAAAAGCAGAGGAAGAAUUACUUUGCAGUCUUCUAGUCCGUACAUGCCUCCAAAAAUAGAUCCCAGCUAUUUCAAUCGUCCCGAAGACAUUAAAGUUCUAGUUGAAGGCAUGAAAUUGUGUAUCAAGCUUGGACUCAAGCCACCUUUCCUUAAAAUGGGGGCUCGGUUGUUCGGUACAACUUUCCCGGGUUGCGAAACGUACGCAUUGUGGAGCGAGCCCUACCUCGAAUGCGUUGCCCGCACCUACACUAUCACCAUAUAUCAUCCAGUAGGGACUUGUAAAAUGGGAAGUCCUUGGGACCCGACAGCUGUUGUGGACCCGCAUUUAAGGGUUAAAGGAAUUGGUAGUUUGAGGGUUGUGGAUGCUUCUGUCAUGCCUACUAUCGUAUCAGGGAACACCAAUGCUCCUGUCAUCAUGAUAGCCGAGAAGGCUUCCGAUCUCAUCAAAAUGGCCCGAUACUCGAAGGCGAACUCAUGA
Messenger RNA from Uloborus diversus, 1815 nucleotides. Its product is annotated as glucose dehydrogenase [FAD, quinone]-like. Lineage: Eukaryota; Metazoa; Arthropoda; Arachnida; Araneae; Uloboridae. Gene Ontology annotation, molecular function: oxidoreductase activity, acting on CH-OH group of donors; flavin adenine dinucleotide binding. Bases 1 to 1815 code for a protein of 604 amino acids. The transcript has 11 exons. The record is from RefSeq and is a predicted model, not a curated record.